AUGGCCGCUACCGCUACCACCGUCCCCACCCAGAACCAGGUGCUGGUCCCUGAGACCCUCCUGAAGAAGCGCAAGAGCCAGGAGCAGGCUCGCGCUGUCGCCCGUGAGGACGCCCUGAAGAAGAAGGAGGCCAACAAGGAGAAGCGCACCACCAUCUUCAAGCGUGCCGAGUCCUACGUCCAGGAGUACCGCAGCGCUGAGCGUGAGAAGCUCCGCCUGGCCCGCGUCGCUCGCCAGGAGGGCAACCUCUACGUUGCUGAGGAGCCCAAGCUGGUCUUCGUUAUCCGUAUCAAGGGUAUCAACAAGAUCGCUCCCCAGCCCCGUAAGAUCCUGCAGCUGCUCCGUCUGCUCCAGAUCAACAACGGUACCUUCGUGCGCCUCACCAAGGCCACCCAGGAGAUGCUCACCAUCGUCAACCCCUACAUUGCCUACGGUUACCCCAACCUGAAGAGCAUCCGUGAGCUCGUCUACAAGCGCGGUUACGGCAAGAUCAACAAGCAGCGUGUUCCCCUCACCGACAACCAGAUCAUCGAGGAGCACCUCGGCAAGUACGGCAUCGUCUGUAUGGAGGAUCUGAUCCACGAGCUGUACACCGUUGGCCCCAACUUCAAGCAGGUCAACAACUUCCUGUGGCCCUUCAAGCUGUCCAACCCCAACGGCGGCUUCAAGACCCGCAAGUUCAACCACUUCAUCCAGGGUGGUGACUUCGGUAACCGUGAGGACAACAUCAACGCCCUCAUCCGCCAGAUGAACUAAGUUCGUUCUGUGUGGGCGGUUUGUUCCUGUUCGUGACGGAUGAAUGGGCUGUUUGCGGCAUUUAGCGGUAUAAUGGUCUGAUUCCAGAUGAAUUAAAAGUUUAACGACGAUCUUAUGUACCUGUAAUAUGAUAUACCCCUUUUCAAGUAGUCUUCCUUAC
Messenger RNA from Aspergillus campestris IBT 28561, 916 nucleotides. Its product is annotated as 60S ribosomal protein uL30. The coding region runs from base 1 to 756 and encodes 251 amino acids. The transcript has 4 exons. Gene Ontology annotation, molecular function: RNA binding; structural constituent of ribosome. The record is from RefSeq and is a predicted model, not a curated record. Gene Ontology annotation, cellular component: cytosolic large ribosomal subunit. Lineage: Eukaryota; Fungi; Ascomycota; Eurotiomycetes; Eurotiales; Aspergillaceae. Gene Ontology annotation, biological process: maturation of LSU-rRNA from tricistronic rRNA transcript (SSU-rRNA, 5.8S rRNA, LSU-rRNA).